Molecule: messenger RNA, 1409 nt
Organism: Nicrophorus vespilloides
Lineage: Eukaryota; Metazoa; Arthropoda; Insecta; Coleoptera; Silphidae
Product: serine-rich adhesin for platelets-like
Biological process (GO): negative regulation of DNA-templated transcription; regulation of transcription by RNA polymerase II
Cellular component (GO): histone deacetylase complex; transcription regulator complex
Molecular function (GO): transcription corepressor activity
Source: RefSeq, a predicted model, not a curated record
CACGAGGAACGCCGACGACCUUCGACCUGUUCGAUUCGCCAGCCGGACAAGACGUGACGCUCUCGCCGCAGACGUUCACCAACUCGACAGAGCCCUUCGUCAAUGACAGCUCGGACAGCAUGGGCGUUCCCAACGAAGGACCCGACCCAGUUUCCUCGACGGACGACAAGAAGGUCGUGUCCACGUCCACAUCCACGUCGGACGUCGUGAAGUUGAGCGUGAAGAGGUCCAGACCGAAAGCGGCUUCGCCGAACCGUCAAGGUCCUCAGCAGUGCCAGGUGUGCGCCAAGGUUUUCGGUAACGCUUCAGCACUGGCGAAGCACAAGCUGACGCACAGCGACGAGAGGAAGUACGUCUGCAACAUGUGCGGCAAGGCCUUCAAACGUCAGGACCAUCUGAAUGGUCACAUGCUGACGCAUCGGAACAAGAAACCGUACGAGUGCAAGGCCGAAGGAUGCGGGAAGUCGUACUGCGACGCCCGAUCGCUCCGAAGACACACGGAGAACCAUCACAGCUCUUCAUCGUCGUCGUCUUCGUCGUCAUCUUCUUCGUCGUCUUCCUCCUCGUCUUCGUCGUCCUCAUCAUCCUCGUCAUCGUCAUCUUCGUCGUCAUCAUCAUCGUCGUCGUCGACGCCGUCGCCGCCGACCUUCUCCUCAGGUACCUCAACCUCUGCAGGUUUAUCGACGACGACGACGACAACGACGACGUCGAGCAUCACAUCUGCGACGACGACGACGACGAGCACGUCUUCGAAGACGACGUCGCCGCGAUCCUCGCCAUCUGUCGCAUCGACAGCAACAGCUUCGAAGACGACGUCCACCUCAACCACCGUGAACUCCCUGUCACCAGCGCAGGGAGCAGCGGCAGGAGACGCAGCCUCUCCGCACGGAUCCAGCUGCAUCCAAUACGCGCCUCCACCGACCACCUCCACCAGCUCCACAAACUCCAACAAGAGCCAUCUUCAGCAACUGCUGGCCACAGAACCAGUAAAGAGCGUGAACGGAAGCGGCGGCAACAACGACGGCCUCACCAAGCAGCAACUCGACCUGAUACACCAGAUCAUGGAGCAAACUCAGAGACAGUCGCACGGUCAUCAGCCGCAACCGCAGUCACAUCACGCACCAUCGAAAUCCUCCAGGUCGAAAUCCUCGAGCAAAAGCUCCAGCAAGAGCCAGAGGGCUUCAUCGAGUUCGAACAAAGGGUCGAGUAACAGCAACAGUUCGACGUCCAGUUCGACAACAUCUUCGUCGACGAGUUCGAAGGUGAGCUCCAGCAGCAACUCGACAAGCACGACGACGGUGGCGAAGGCCGACCAGAAACCGGUCGAGUGCAAUCUCUGUCACAGGAAGUUCAAGAAUAUACCGGCUCUGAAUGGACACAUGCGUCUCCAUGGAGGUUACUUCAAAAAG